AGUCUUCUUACCCGAACGCACUAAACCCCUCAUUUAAACGGCAAUUGAGGCAAAGGGGGUAUAGUUAGGGUUUAAGCAAAUGCCCCUCAUACUGAAGUUGGAAAUACCGAAAAGAUCAAAAUUUGAACUGUGUUCUUCUGAGUUUUAACAUCAAUUGGAGCAGAGAAAGGAAAGAAGCAGAGAUCGGAAUACAUGGAAGAAGAAGGAAUGGGACGGAGGUAGCUCGUUCAGCCUAUUGAAAAGCUUCAGUCAGUUCAAGAAAAUAUUGGAAAAAUUAGCAAAGAAUCAAGUGAAAAAGUACAGGAGCUGGAGCAGCAGUACAAUGAGAUACGGAAGCCUGUCUAUGAUAAGCAAAAUGAUAUCAUCAAGUCGAUUCAUGAUUUCUAGAUGACUGCGUAUUAUCUUUGAACUUUAUUAGUCAUCCUGCCCUCACUGAGCUCUUGAAUGAAGUAGACCAAAAGGUUCCAUUUCUCUACCUUUGCUUUGUUGAAGAAUAAGAUCAGCCUUCAGCUCCUCUGUCAAUAUCUGAAUGCUCACUUUAGGUUUUGGGUUUAAAGGUGGAACGAGUCAAAAAUUUAAACUUGUGCUUCUACAUCUAUUUAUGUAUUUCACAUAUAUAUAAGAAUUUCUAGCUGCUCUGCCAACUAAUGAUUUAGAGCAGUACAUUUUGGAGUGCAACUGAUGUUUCCUUUUUGGGCGGAGACUGUAGCUUUUAAGCUAAAUGUUUUGAUAAUCUGAUGGUAUUUGCUGGAAACAUCGAUUAGAUUAUACUUGUACAUUGGAAUGAGUUCUGCAGUCCUUCCAAAACAUGUAGCCGCUGUCGUACGUUCCCAGAAAGACCCACUAAGGGCUUUGGAGAUGUUCAAUUCUGUUAAGAAAGAAGAUGGAUUUAAGCACACUCUGUCAACUUAUAGGUGCAUGGUCGAAAAGCUCGGUUAUCAUGGGGAAUUUGAGGCGAUGGAGAAUGUCGUGUCAGAGAUGAGGGAGAACCUUGAUAACAGCUUGUUGGAAGGAGUGUAUAUUAGUGUCAUGAGAAGUUAUGGAAAGAAAAGGAGGAUUCAAGAGGCUGCCAAUGUGUUUGAGAGAAUGGAUUUUUACAACUGUGAACCUACUAUUUUCUCUUAUAAUGUGAUUAUGAAUAUUUUGGUGGAGAAUGGGUAUUUUGAUCAGGCACACAAAGUUUAUAUGAGGUUAAAAGAGAAAAGGAUUGUACCUGAUGUGUAUACUUAUACAAUUCGGAUAAAAUCAUUUUGUAGAACGAGUAGACCGCAUGCUGCUCUGAGGCUUCUGAAUAACAUGCCUGCACAACAAUGUGAGUUUAACUCAGUAGCAUACUGCACCGUGGUCAGUGGAUUUUAUGAGGGAGAUUACAGAGGGGAAGCUCAUGAAUUGUUUGAUGAGAUGCUAAGCCUUGGUCUUGUCCCUAAUGUCACCACAUUCAAUAAGCUAAUUCAUACCCUUUGUAAGAAGGGAGAUGUCAGAGAGAGUGAAAUACUGCUAGACAAGGUUCUCAAGAGGGGUAUUCUUCCGAAUUUGUUUACAUUUAACAUCUUCAUCCAAGGUCUGUGCAAGAAGGGUUUACUCGAUGAGGCUGCAAGGAUGUUAGAUGGUGCAACGGGGGAUGGUCUUUCCCCGGAUGUCGUGACAUAUAAUACACUUAUAUGUGGCUUGUGUAAGAGCUCUAAAGGGGUUGAAGCAGAGAGCUACAUGAAUAAAAUGGUCAACAGUGGGUUGAAGCCUGAUGCUUUCACCUACAAUACACUCAUUGACGGGUACUGCAGAAUGAAUAUGGUGCCAAAGGCAGAUGAGAUUCUUCAAGAUGCAACAUUGAGGGGGUUUGUGCCCGAUGAGUUCACAUACUGCUCCUUAUUGUGCAGAUUGUGUGAGAAUGGUGACUUUGAGAGGGCUAAAAGCAUGUUCAAUGAAGCUCCUGGAAAAGGUAUAAGACAUAGUGUUAUACUAUACAAUGCGUUAAUCAAGGGGUUUUGUCAGCAGGGACUCAUUUUGGAAGCCUUGCAGCUGGUGAAUGAGAUGGACCAAAAUGGUUGCAAUCCUGAUAUCUGGACAUAUAAUCUAAUUGUAAAUGGCUUUUGCAAGAUGCGUUGUUUAACUGAUGCCAGUAUUCUUAUUGAUGAUGCUAUGACCAAAGGUCUCGUUCCCGACAUAUUCACCUUUAAUACUUUGAUUGAUGGUUACUGCAAGCAGCUGAAGAUUGGUGAGGCACUUGAAGUUGUUAAUACCAUGUGGGAGCAUGACAUUACUCCGGAUAUCAUCACCUAUAACACUAUAUUGGACGGGCUCUGCAAAACUUCACACUCUGAUAAUGUGAUGGAAACUUUCAAAGCGAUGGAGGAGAAGGGUUGUAAACCAAACAUCAUCACCUAUAAUAUACUCAUAGAGAGUUUUUGCAAAGCUCGAAAACUAGAAAGAUCUUUGGAGUUGCUUGAUGAGAUUCAGCUAAGUGGUUUGCAACCAGACAAAGUAACUUUAGGCACCCUGAUAAGUGGAUUUUGUGAAAACAACGAUUUAGAUAAAGCCCAUAUGUUGUUAAGAAGAAUGGAAAAGGACUAUAGACUUUCCCCAACAGUAGCAAUGUAUAAUAUCCUGAUUAGUGCUUUUUCUGAGAGGUUAAAUGUGGACAUGGCACUUAAACUAUUUCAGGAAAUGGGCGUUCAGGGAUGCCCACCGGAUAAAUACACAUUCCGCUGUAUCGUGGAUGGUUUCUGCAAGAUUGGGAAUGUUGAUUCUGCGUAUUACUAUCUUCUUGAUGGUAUCAAAAAAGGGCUCAUUCCAUCCCUAACAACUUUUGGACGAGUGCUAAAUUGCUUGUGCGUGAAGCAUAGAUUGCGUGAGGCAGUUGAAAUCAUAUACACUAUGGUGCAAAGGGGUGUUGUUCCUGAAGAAGUGAACACAAUUUUCGAAGCAGAUAAGAAAGAAGUUGCAGCACCUAAAAUAGUUGUGGAGAACUUGUUGAAAAAUUCACAUAUAACCUAUUAUGCGUAUGAACUUUUGUAUGACGCUGUCAGAAAUAAGAAGCUGUUACGGAAAAAGGCUAAUGGAUAAAAUAUCAAGUGGUUCGGAAAAUAGGCUUCCAUAAUUAUUUGGAGAAUUAUGUGUGAGAAGAUCAGUUGCAUGGGAAACAUUCUGAAGCAGUUGAUUAAAUGUUUGUUCCAUGGUUACUGGCUUACUGCAGUUUGGGUGAUGGGAUACAGACCAAGAGUAAAUGGCCAUCUCAGGGAUCCUGCAUUUUGGUUAUUAUACUCUACAAUGUCUUGCAAAUUCGUGUGAUAUGAGAAAGAAAGUAUCGUUCUGUUCUGUGUGGAUGUCCUCCUACGUUUACUCAAAAAAAUCAUUGUAUCUAUAUCACUUGCAAGACUGGAUUGGACCGAUCACCUGCUAGUGUGAUUGCGUUAAUGCCGGCCUGAUAGGCCUGCAAUUGCCAGGGCAACAUGGGAUCUCAUAGCCACGGUUGAAAUGAUAGACCUGCAACGCUUGAGGUGACAUUCGUGUGGAAUAGAAACGAGGGGGAAGAAGUAUAUAAGGCGGGAGAUUUCACUGAGAACUGGAAAGUUCCAAUCAAGGUAGCCCAAGAGAUGAAGUUGAAAUUAGACUUCCUCAAGGGAAGUAAGUCUAGCUAAUUCUGUAACACCCCGAGGUACCGUACACGGAGUGUCACGCAUUUCUGUCAUCUUGAUUACUCAUGUAUUACUCAAAUAUAAAACACAUUAUGCAAAUCAUGUCAUUUGUAGAGCCCAUGUAGGGUAGAGUCACAUCAAGUAAAUUAUUUGCAGGUACUAAGUAUCAAAAUCUCUAUCUUUUUUCA
Messenger RNA from Salvia splendens (bonfire salvia), 3823 nucleotides. Its product is annotated as putative pentatricopeptide repeat-containing protein At1g74580. Lineage: Eukaryota; Viridiplantae; Streptophyta; Magnoliopsida; Lamiales; Lamiaceae. The transcript has 4 exons. The record is from RefSeq and is a predicted model, not a curated record. Gene Ontology annotation, molecular function: mRNA binding; protein binding. The coding region runs from base 784 to 3063 and encodes 759 amino acids.